CUACUGAACAAAUUGAAACCACAUAAACCCUAAAGACUGAAGCUUGUCCUCCCCUGUCGCUCAAUCGCACGGCUACUCACCUGCCAUCCCUUUCAUUGCAGAACCCAUGACGAUGAAUUGAGCCACUAGUCCGAGCGAAAUCCGAUUCCCCUUCAAAGUAGUUUUCGUCCUUAUCUUCAGUGUUUUAUUGCAAAACCUCCAGCCAUUUGAUUCCCACCAUUGUUAUGAGCAUGUUGAACUGGCUGAAAGGACUGAUUUUGUAAAGCUUAAGCAUUAGUUGUCAUGGGGACAGAAGAGCCUAGAGAUCCACUGAAAGGGGUCGAUUGGAAAGCCAUAGGCACAGAGCUUCAGAACGACCCAAGUGCUGGAACAAAGCAAGCUGUAAAGAAGCGGCUUCCGAAAAGGAUUAGGCAAAUCCCCGAGAGCUAUUUCCUUCCUAGAAUGUCUUGGCCCUCGGCGAUCGGAUUCUAUGGAGCAUGCAUUGUUGGCGGGGUUGGUGCUGGCAUGCUGGUGGAGAUGUGGAUAAACAAGAAAGUCAAAGGCGUAGUUUAUGCAGCUGUUCAAGUUAGUCUCUGCUGGCUAGCUUGUACGGUGCACCAUGGCUUGUCAGUUCUGUAUGAAGGUGGAACAAUCUACUUGCUUGAGAAGCAUGAGAAUGCUGCUGUUUUCUGUCCAAAUCGGCCGUGGGAAGGCCAGAUGCUCCAGAUUGAUGAUGACAUUGAAAUGGCUCUCGAAGCCGUGACUGGUGAAGCUGGCGGAGAAUUUCAAGCCGAGAUGGACUCUACAGUUCCUCCAAAUGGGCUGGUGGAGAAGAAAGCUUGUAUUCCAGGGACUGGGAUAGAGAGCGUGAGAAAUGAAGCUGCUAAUGAAGAUCAACCUCUAUCAAUGUGGUUGGGAAGACUCUGCUCUUCCAAAAGUGGUGAUGGAUUGCGUGAAAGGCAAGCCGAUCAAGAAACCAAUCCUGAUGCUUGGCCGUUUCAGAAAAGGUCACCAGCUUGGGCAUCAAUAGAGUCCUCGGAAGUUUUCAGAAACAUUCCACAAAAACCUCAUUUCCGACCUCUCUUCGACUGCAAAGAGGAUUAUCGUGAAGGCGCAGCAAUUGGUAUAAUGGUAACCUUCUGCAAUGUGUUUGAGAAGAUAGCCAAUCUUCGCAUCCACGAUUCCAGGGCCUCAUUCAAGUCAAAUCUGGCCAGCUUAUCCGACUUGGAGAAGCAUGGGUUCAAUGUCACACUGCCACGCAAUCGCAUAAGCAAGCUGCUGUCGAUCAAAGAACCGUUGAGCAAGUGGAUGAACGUUGUCAAGAAUGCCGAACCGGAGCUACAACAUCACAUCGGCAAGAAGAGAAAGUUGGUUGCCACGAUCGACGAAAUCGAGAAGAAGAUGCUGGAACUACAGCAAACACUGGCUGCAACCAAGAAGGAGAUGGAAGCAGUAGAAGCCAAAGCUGCAGUUCUGCAAUCAACGGUGGAUGAAAUGAAGGACCGCAUCGACAGUGCCUGCAAUGAGUUUGAACUUGUGGUUGCCGCCCCUUGGAGGUGAUCAUCUGCUGAAUCGUGUCCUUAGCAAUAGAUGUAAGACUAUGCGUGCUGUUCUUUUAACUACAUGAACAUGACCAAAGGUUGAACUUGGAAGCUGAGGUAAGUAGUAGUGUGAUUAUGACUUAUGUAGAGAUGGAUGUUAGAUCUUAUCCCCUUUUGGCUUGGCUGCUGUCUAUAUACUAAUGUAUGAAAUGUUAAGCUAGGAACGAGUUCGAACUUUGUUACAAGUAUGUUGACUGUAGUAGCACUGGACAAGGAGUGAAGAUUGUGUAACCCUAAUGAGCUUAUAUGGCUGUACUGGAUGUGUUGUUCUUUCGCAACAUCAAAUGGGCAUAUUAUGUUUGAGUUCUUGUAAAUCCUUUUCUCUUUUCGAUUAUGAUUCCUGUAGUUUAGUAUCAAAAGAAGACGUUAUCUAUUAUGAACCUAGGCUAGCUACCUGUGAUUGCAGGGUCAGAGUUUGCACC
This is a messenger RNA of Linum tenue, 2002 nucleotides long. The record is from the annotation of a GenBank genome assembly. Lineage: Eukaryota; Viridiplantae; Streptophyta; Magnoliopsida; Malpighiales; Linaceae.